Messenger RNA from Harmonia axyridis, 1289 nucleotides. RefSeq lists its product as uncharacterized. NCBI's taxonomy places the organism in Eukaryota, Metazoa, Arthropoda, Insecta, Coleoptera, Coccinellidae. The record is from RefSeq and is a predicted model, not a curated record. Bases 386 to 1177 code for a protein of 263 amino acids. The transcript is spliced from 6 exons. Gene Ontology annotation, cellular component: cytoplasm.
UUUACGAUUAUUUUUUCAAUAUCCUGUCUUAAUGAUGCAGCAAAGGACUUAAGGAGGAAUAUUAUUGUUUUUCCAUAAAUAAUCCAUCUUCAAUUUCAAUUUUCGAAAGUUCUAAGUCAAUAUAACCAAAAGUUAAUAUCGAAUUCAACAUUCCAUGAAUAAAGUGCCUAUGCACUUUUUUUUUAAAACGAACAAGCUUAUUCCUUGAAAACUUAACCUUUCCAUACCUAGUUUAGGUAGAAGGUAGAACGGAAAGAAAAACUUAUCAGUUAUAAUACCCCUAUCAGCAAUUCUAAUGAUGUGGAACAUAUAAACUGCACUCGAUUGCAAAUUGCUUCUGAAAAGCAUAAGCUGAAUCGACAAUUGUGUCGAUUCAAGGAACAAAAUGUUUUUUUUUACUUCAAUUAUUGCUUUUACUGUCUUUGGAACCCUAACAGUUUCGAGUGUUCUCGAACCUGAAUGGAAAGGCAAAGUAUUUCCUGAUCCCAAUCCAAUCGAAGGAAAUUCGAUUGAUGGAAAAUACGAGAAAGAUCAUCAUGGAAGAAUUCCAAUGGGUGUGAAGAAUGCUAAAUGCGACUGGGGUCAGGACCCAGAAGGAUUUGAUGGAGAUUUAGGGCCCCAAAGCUAUACAUGUCUAAAUGAUAGAUCGCUUUACCUUCCUAAUCCAAAAAUGUUUCCAAUUUUGAAGAAGGACCACAUUCCAAAAGCAUUCGUGCCAUGGCAUCGAUGCAUGAACGAAUCUAUAAUAUAUAAUCAGAUUAUUCCUACUUUUGGAGAUCAUAGACCACUUUGGCCUAAAUAUGGAGAAUAUUCAUUUUUACCUAAGCAAAGGUGGGUCCACAGUUUAGAACAUGGGUCUAUUGUAAUGCUGUAUCAUCCAUGCGCAGAUCACAACGAAGUGAAUGUUCUAAAAACGAUACUCAAAAGAUGUUUGUACCAGUACGUUAUAACAGCAUUGAACGAGUUGGAACCAGAACAUCCCUUGGUUUUGGUAGCUUGGGGUGUCCGUUUGGAAAUAUCCAAGGUAGAACCUGAUAUUGUACUUGAUUUUAUUCGACGUCAUGCCUUCAAGGCUCCAGAAAAAGUGAAUAGAGAUGGUCAGUACGAAGAAAAUUUGAUAGAAGCUGCUUCUACUGAUCUUCAAGGAAAGGAAGAUAAUAUUUGUCCAGGUUAUUGAAAAAUAUAUUUGUUAUAACUUGCAGACUGAAAUAAUUCAACGAUAUUCUACAUAUUUGCUUAAUUCUAUUUAAAUUUGUAUUUAUGUUAAUUUGAUUAAACGAAAUAUAUGC